AUGAUUGGAAUAAGAGUUGAUAGACUUCACUGUGCCGACGAGGAUGUGAUUGAUGGUGCUAUUUGCAUCUUCAAAGCAGCUAUUUUUAAAACAAAUCAUUCUUUGAAUGGAAGCAGUCUCACUGACACAAGGCAGAUGGAUGCUGUGCUACCAUUGCUUCUUCACCUUCUCGAUGAGCGGGAUGGCACUGCCAGAGCUGUUGUUAUGCUUCUUGCAGAAUAUUGCUCCAUAAGCUUAGACAGUGGGUGCCUUCAAGAAAUUCUGAAGCGCCUUGCUUCUGGAAAUGUUUCACAGAGGAGGAAUGCCGUUGAUGUAAUUUCAGAACUUAUCCUUAUAUCAUUAGAUUCUGUCAACCUAGAUUCCCAUCUGAUGUGGCAAGAUAUAGCAAACCAAUUACUGGAGUGCCUCGAAGAUGAAGAAUCAGUAAUUCAAGCACAAGCAUCUAAUUUGAUUCCAAUUAUCGAGCCUUCAUUAGUUUUGCCUGGAUUAGUUCGUCUUAUUUACUUGUCAGAUGAAGGAAUACAGUCGUCUGCUUGUAAUUCACUGGUUGCAGUGCUGAAAAAUAACAACAAAAAACCAGAGGUUAUAUGCUCACUGCUCGACUCUUUGAGCAACCUCUGCCAAAGCCCAGACCUUCCAGAAGUUGCUGGUGGUAGAAGAGAAGGAUCAAAGUUGGACACUGAUAGAGUACUCAAAUUGAUCCCAGAGUGGUCAAAAACGGUUACAGAUUGGAGCUUGAUAAGUGGACCAUUGAUCGACAAAAUGUUUAUGGAGCCAUCAAAUGCAAUUUUUGUCAGGUUCCUAAGUUAUAUAAGUGAACACUUAGCGGAAGCUGCAGAUGUUGUUUUCUGUAGACUUCUUUUGCAUGCAAGGCAGCAAAAAGAAAUUGAUGAAGGCCACUUCACCGACCAGGAGUGUAAAACCUAUCCAAGCGAUGGUGCUGUGAAAUUCCAAAGUUCUCUCUUUGAUCGCCUGUGCCCAUUGCUUAUAAUCAGGCUGCUUCCACUGAGAGUUUUCAAUGAACUCAAUUCUUCUCUUAUGUAUGGUGAACUUCCCAGCCGAGACACUAUGCAUGAUAAUGAAUAUUUCAGCAUUGACGACACUGAGUGUGUUGCUAAACUUCUGAUGAACAGGGCUUUUAAUAAGUUUGAGCUUGAAGAUGUUCGGAAACUUGCAGCUGAGCUCUGUGGACGUAUUCAUCCCUAUAUUCUAUUUCCAAUUGUUUCUUCUCAAUUGAAAAUUGCUGCAAAUGCUCAUGAUUUACUGAAGAUAAAAGCUUGUCUGUUUUCAAUUUGCACAUCUCUUGUGAUCAGAGGCAGGGAUUCAGUCUUGCCUCCUGUUAUCUCCAGAAUUACAGAAACAAUUGAAACUGUUCUGUUAUGGCCUUCGAUGGAUGGAGAUGAAGUUUCCAAAGCACAACAUGGGUGUAUUGAUUGUCUAGCACUGAUGGUAUGUACUGAACUACAAGCACUAGAGUUAUUCAAUUGCACCUGGAACGGAACUAGCAUUGUUGGAGAGGAUGGUUGUUCUGGUAGUGCUUCUGCAAGAAAUUCAGUCCACACUUAUGUGAUCCAUCAAUUGACUUGUGAUAAGAAUGAAUUUAUCUCGUCUGGUAGAGAGAAGUCUGAGGCAAAUGUCCCUCUCCCAUUUCGCUUGUGCAUGGCUAAUGUCCUCAUUAGUGCUUGCCAGAAAAUCUCCAACUCUGGCAGGAAACCCUUUGCCCAGAAAACUCUUCCUUGUCUCAUUCAAUCUGUUGGGGUAGCAAAGGAGCCAGAGAUUAGAGCAGCAUGUAUUCAGGUUCUCUUCUCAGCUGUGUACCAUCUGAAGACUGCAAUUCUUCCUUACUCCUCUAAUCUUCUUAAAGUCUCUUUGAAAUCUCUUAGAGAAGGAUCAGACAAGGAAAGGAUGGCUGGUACCAAGUUGAUUGCAUCUCUCAUGGCAAGUGAAGAACCAGUUGUGCAGAAUAUUUCUGAAGGCCUACUGGAAGCAACAACAUUACUUUCAGCUUUAUCCUUAUCUGACCCUUCACCAGAUGUACGAAAAGUUUGCCAACAGUUGCUUGUAUGUAUGACUUCUCCAUAAUUUGUUUAGUUAAUCAGCUUCUUUUUAUGUUUAUCCCAUGGUGGAGAUGUGUAAAGAACUUUUGUAAAUUUACAGCAAAUUUUGUUAGAGCAAUUAUAUGCUUUCCAAAUUGCAUCCCA
Messenger RNA from Ilex paraguariensis (yerba mate), 2201 nucleotides. The record is from the annotation of a GenBank genome assembly. NCBI's taxonomy places the organism in Eukaryota, Viridiplantae, Streptophyta, Magnoliopsida, Aquifoliales, Aquifoliaceae.